This is a messenger RNA of Colletotrichum destructivum, 1731 nucleotides long. RefSeq names its product Putative DASH complex subunit Ask1 protein. The coding region runs from base 67 to 1401 and encodes 444 amino acids. The transcript has 4 exons. Gene Ontology annotation, cellular component: DASH complex; mitotic spindle pole body; mitotic spindle. The record is from RefSeq and is a predicted model, not a curated record. NCBI's taxonomy places the organism in Eukaryota, Fungi, Ascomycota, Sordariomycetes, Glomerellales, Glomerellaceae. Gene Ontology annotation, biological process: attachment of spindle microtubules to kinetochore.
GAUUUACUUCCCUCCAAAACAAACGGAAACUCCUCCUGCGACCUACCUACCAGCAACGAAUACGACAUGUCUCGACCAGGCCCCUCGGCACGCAAUUUGACUCUCACUGAAGAGUUGGAGAAGCUGGAGCAGUCCAUUACUCUGACCCUGCAAGAGAUCGAUUCGAACUUUAGCAAGGCACACCGCAUCGUCACCACCAGCAUCUUACCCAUCGUUGAGCAAUAUGGCGAGCACUCGAGAAACGUCUGGGAUGCUUCAAAGUUCUGGAAGCAAUUCUUCGAGGCUUCAGCCAACGUCUCGCUCUCCGGAUACGAAGAACUAGCCAACGACGACGACGAAGACGAGACGGGGGCGACGGAAGAGUCGACAGCCCGAGAUGAGACCAGCGUCGACUACACGCGCACCCCCCAACGACACCAAAGCGCCGAAGACCCAACUCAGGCAUCGGUCGCCGAUUCGACGUUCCGCGCCGAAGAGUCGGUCCUCGACGACAAUGACCUGACAGGAAGCACCCCGCGGCCGCCCAAGACUAAAGCGAUCAAGCCUCAGUUUUCGAGCCUCGAGUCUCCUUAUGAGGCGCUCAAGCGUGAGCUCAAGGGCGAGCCGCCCGCGCCGCACGAGGAAGACGAAGAGGACGAGGACCUCGGCAUCGAGGAGGAUUCGACGGUGCUCUUCGCGCAACACACAGCGCGGCUGCCGGACAUGUCCAUGACGCCUCGGUCGUCGUUUGCGCCAUUGUCACGGCAGGAACAGCAGCACCAUAAGGACCCGCUUAUGCACCGCAUGCUCGACAAAACCUUCCGGAUCCAAGCCACGCCGCACAAGGGACCCUCCUACCACGUGUCACCUCUUAAGCGCGAUGGUAAGGGCAAGGAGACAGAGAGAGAGGCCAUGCCUGCGUGGCGGCAAGGCUCGCCUAUGUCUUCGCCCGUGAUGGAGAUGCCCAAGCUGCGCAGCGAGGCCUUUUUAUCGCCUGCCAAGAGCAACGCUCGCCAGCGUCUCGCCGCGGCGACUGCGUCCGCGGGUCCGCGUACGCCUGGCGUAAGCGUGCAGACGCCCGGCGCGGCGAGAAAGACCAAGGACGUGUUUGCGACGCGGGGCAACUACGACGAUGACACGACAACAACGGACAUUGGCGGCGCGUUUGCCAAGGAUAAGUACGAAAUCAACUGGGAGAGCGACAGCGACGAAGACAAGGCGCUGUAUGGCGGCAUGAGCCCGCCCAAGACGAUCCAGUUUGCGCUACCUCCCUCCAAGCUGCUUCAGACACCUGCUCGAGAGGCGAGUAAGCGUAUUGUAGAUGACAUCCUGCUCACGGCGGGCGCCGGGCCGGAGAGUUCGGAGGAGUACAGCCCUACGAUGGUCAAGAUGAACAAGGACAUACUCGAUGAUAGCUUUUGAGCCGCUGUCUAACUGAUAGAUAUGAUGGAAACUAGCUGAGAAAAGGACGAAAGGGGGAUACAUCCUUUGCCUUUCCAACAAUAGAUCACACUGGUGCCAGCAAGAAUACUCAUCAACCCGUAAGAUUAGAAAGGAAUCGCCUUACUCUAGAGUCAUCGGUAGAAGGUCUCUUUCUUUCUCUUCGUUUUAUGUCGGUCUGAAAUACAUAACUGCUCGUCGGCCCGAGUCCCCAAGCAACCCGGCCAACCUCAAAGAUGGUUGGGGUUUCCUGCCAUAAAAUGCCAUCUUUGUAUAUCAGAGUAAUUUGUUCCCGCGACGACCCAUGGUAAC